AUGGGGGUGAAUGCAGGGAAUGCAACAACGCGGCCUCGACAGCCUGCUGUGGCGGCUUUCCAGACGCUGCUUGACGAGGCCGUUUGUCGGGGAGAUGGCAAACACCGGCAGGAGCUCCGAGAUAGACUCUAUCGGAACCUGGCGGUCUGUUGUGCAGCCCCUGAGCAGGGUGCAAGAACCUGCGAGUGCGCGACUUUGGUAAAGCUCCUGCACCUGCCAAGGGACUGUCCUGUCAGCGACCCCCGCCAUGUAUCCGAGGAAUAUCAGGAGAAGUUCCUGAAAGGUUGCCAGCCUCGUGAAGAAGGGCAAUCUUCAUCAGCUGUUGAAGACCAUGUCAACGACGAUCCACCAGCGUGUUCGAGGGGUGCUCGACCACGAAGAACAGCAAGGGCUGUGCACAAUAGCCUUGUGCUUCCAAAGGAGGCCGUCCCAUGGAAAGGCUGCUUUUCUGGAGUUCCUGAGGGAAGCAUCCUUCAGUCCUACGCGUGGCCACGAGCCUUAUCCACCCCUUGUCGAGCAUCAGAUUGCUCGCCUCCUCUGGGGUUGCAACACGAAUAG
Molecule: messenger RNA, 558 nt
Organism: Klebsormidium nitens
Lineage: Eukaryota; Viridiplantae; Streptophyta; Klebsormidiophyceae; Klebsormidiales; Klebsormidiaceae
Source: the annotation of a GenBank genome assembly